UUCAUCCUUAUAUCAAAAUACCGCCAUUUUUUAAAACCCAAACACAACUACAAUUCACAGAAUAUGGACAACACUGAAGAGCGCCUAGCUGAAGAGGUCCUGAGGCACGAGCACCUCUACAACCCGUCUUUGAGUACCCACGAACACGUACAGAUGACCGCAAACUCGUGGAGAGAGAUUUCGGCUAGCGUAGGUUUAGAUGUGCAAGAGUGCAUCGAGGGAUGGGGGAAGAUGGUGGACGAAUAUGUUUUCUUUCACCAGAUGUCGUGGUUGGACCCAUACAUAGAAGAUAGUGAGACGUCGUCAAACUACGACAACAAGACGGAGUCAUUAUCCAGUGAGGGGAUCCAUUCAUCCUCCCCCGAGUCAUCCACCUCAGCACCUGAGGACUCCCCCGAGUCAUCCACCUUGGUCAUACCGCCAGCUCAUCGUUCACGAAAGAGGAGAAGACGGAUGGAGCCAGACCAGAGUUCCAUCGCCGAUGUGUUCUCCAUGUCCGUGGGGCGCAGGAUACAACUGUACAGGAGCUUUGCGAAUGUGGUACCCUGUCCAUCACCACCACUAGACCAAUGCGCUUUGUUUGGGCAAAUUGUCGGUUGUCUGGCAAAGAAGCUGCCCAAAGACAGGCGACGGGCAAUAAUGUGCCAGGUAUACAGCCUGCUGAUUAAGAACCAGUCUGACUAUGUGCCUUAUUUGCAAGUUAAUGCAAUUUGUAAAUAGUUUGUGUAUUUGGCACCAUGUUGUUUUAUAUUUCUUAUUUUGCACCUAGUUUGUACUUUUCUUCUGCACCUUGUUUAUUAUAUUACUUAUUUUGCACAUUGUUUGUUCUACUACUUAUUUUGCACAUUAUUGUUUGUAUAUAGAAAUAAAACACAACAUUAACAGUUGGGGAUUUUUUUAUUUACAUGGCUAAAAGUCAGCAUCAAUUCAUUUCUCACACCUAUAGGAGUUCAUACAGCCUACAGUUUAAACAACAGGGCUGAUCAUAUGCCAAGACACUCUGCUGCUUCUUUGCACUUUGUAAAUAGUACUCUAGUAUUAUAACUUACAAGGGAAUGGUUGGACCAAGGCACUCUUCUUUUCAAGAAAACGCUUUAAUGAAGAUGCUAGUUCAUAUUAGAACUCUACAAACACUUUAUGCCAAUCAUUUU
Molecule: messenger RNA, 1151 nt
Organism: Clupea harengus (Atlantic herring)
Lineage: Eukaryota; Metazoa; Chordata; Actinopteri; Clupeiformes; Clupeidae
Exons: 2
Coding region: 64-720 (218 amino acids)
Source: RefSeq, a predicted model, not a curated record